Messenger RNA from Cucurbita moschata (crookneck pumpkin), 1637 nucleotides. Its product is annotated as protein IQ-DOMAIN 14-like. The record is from RefSeq and is a predicted model, not a curated record. The transcript has 4 exons. Gene Ontology annotation, molecular function: protein binding. The coding region runs from base 328 to 1593 and encodes 421 amino acids. NCBI's taxonomy places the organism in Eukaryota, Viridiplantae, Streptophyta, Magnoliopsida, Cucurbitales, Cucurbitaceae.
GAAAGAUCCCUUCGCUUUGAAAACAGAGGAAAAAACAGAGCAGUUCUCAUUGAUGGAAAUUUUGUUCUGAAUACUCUGUUUCUAUUCCUCUGUUUACUGAUCCAAAAGUGAAGCUACGAACCAUAGCUCUGCUUCUGUAAAGGGAAAGCUAUUCUUCUCUCUCAUCGCCAUUGGCAGCCAUUGUUGAUCUUCUCUGAGCUUUUUUAAAAUCUAGGCUACUUUUUAGAGAGAGAAAAACAGAGUACCCAUUGGAGGAUUUCGCCAUUUUCUUGAAUUCCAGAAGGAUCGUCAUUUUUCUUGUGGGUUUCCUUCUUUCUCUCUCUAAACAUGGGGAAAGCUACCAGAUGGUUGAAGGGUCUGUUGGGAAUCAAGAAAGACAAAGACCCAUCUGGGAAUUCCGAUUCAAAACCAACGCCGGUGGUUUCCGACAGAAAGGAGAAGAAAAGAUGGAGUUUUGCGAAGUCCGGUAGAGAUUCCGGCCAAACGCCGCCGCCAACUGUGGCUGUAGAUUCGGCUUGGUUCAGUUCUUACAUUUCUGAUUCGGAGAAAGAGCAGAACAAGCACGCAAUUGCAGUGGCGGCUGCUACUGCUGCUGCUGCUGAUGCUGCCGUCGCCGCGGCUCAGGCGGCGGUCGCCGUUGUCCGGCUGACAAGCCAAAGAAGAGGUCCUCUGUAUACUACUGGAAGAGAUAGAUGGGCUGCUGUCAAGAUUCAAACAGUCUUUAAAGGCUAUUUGGCUCGAAAAGCUCUACGAGCUCUCAAGGGACUCGUUAAGUUGCAGGCUGUCGUUCGAGGAUUUCUCGUCCGAAAACGAGCUGCUGCAACUCUUCACAGUAUGCAGGCACUUUUUAGAGCUCAAACUGCCCUUAGAACUCAAAGAGCUCGUCGAUCUUUCAAUAAAGAAAAUAGGUUUAUUCCCGAGAUUCGGCCUCGGAAAUCUGCGGAACGUUUGGAUGAAACAAGAAGUGAAUUUCAUAGUAAGAGAUUGUCUAUAGCAUCAUCUUAUGAAACCUCCAUCAACUCAUUGGACGAGAGCCCAAAAAUCGUCGAAAUCGACACUUACCGAACCCGAUCAAAGUCUCGUAGGUACAUCUCUACAUUGUCCGAAUAUGGAGGAGACGAAGCAGCACCUCUUCAAGCAAUCACUUCGCCAUUGCCAUAUUCGAAUCGACCUCGCACUUUUACGCUUGAUUGUCACAAUGUGCAUCGAGAUUUCGAAUGGUGCUUGAUGGGCGAAGACUGCAAGUUCCCUACAGCUCACAGCACGCCUCGGCUAUCGAAUUCAUUCGCCUCAACGAACAUGUCAGUUACCCCAUCAAAGAGUGUCUGCGGCGACAGCUUCUUUAGGCCUUACAUGAACUGCCCGAAUUAUAUGGCGAACACUCAAUCGUUUAAGGCGAAAUUGAGGUCUCAAAGUGCCCCAAAACAAAGGCCAGAGCCAGGAUCCAAGAAGAAGCUGUCGUUGAAUGAAAUAAUGGCAGCAAGAAACAGCUUAAGCAGUGUAAGAAUGCAGAGACCAAGCAACCAAACUCUGCAAGAACAUGAAGAACAUGAAGAACAGGAUGAAGAUGAAGAAACAUCAUAUGAUUUUUGAGUGAUCUGUUCUUGUUUUUUUUUUUUUUUUUUUUUUUUUUGUUU